Westerdykella ornata is the source of this 1134-nucleotide messenger RNA. Its product is annotated as mitochondrial cytochrome c oxidase-like protein subunit V. The record is from RefSeq and is a predicted model, not a curated record. The coding region runs from base 292 to 831 and encodes 179 amino acids. The transcript is spliced from 3 exons. Gene Ontology annotation, biological process: mitochondrial electron transport, cytochrome c to oxygen. Lineage: Eukaryota; Fungi; Ascomycota; Dothideomycetes; Pleosporales; Sporormiaceae.
CUUCGUCUUAUCAGCGAAGCUCCCCCGGAGCUGCUGGGAGCUUCCUCGGUACAGCCAAUCAGGCGGCGACGAGCCACCGCCAACCAAAGCUCGCUGUCAUGCGAUAAAUGCCAAGGCCCACCAUUUUGCACGUUCAACCUCACCUCCAGCCAACCUCUCGUCAACCGCGCCCAUCGUCAUCCCCAUCGCCCAUCUCCCAUUGCCGUUCCACAUUCCCUCGACGGGGACCGCUACCCUCUCCCUUUCUGACUCUUCGACCCUCUCCGCUCUACCCCCCUUCCCGUCGUCGCCAUGCUGCGCUCCUCCAUCGUGCGGGCUUCGCGCACCUCCGCGUCAUUUCUCCAGGCCAAUGCCAGCCGUCAAGCCGCUCCUCUUGCCUGUUCCCAGCAGACCCAGAUCCGCCAGUCGCAUGCCAUCUCCAACCCGACCCUGGCCAACAUCGAGAAGCGAUGGGAGGACAUGCCUCCCCAGGAGCAGGCCGAUCUGUGGAUGUCGCUCAGGGAUCGCAUGAAGGCAGACUGGAAGGAAUUGACUCUGCAGGAGAAGAAGGCCGCGUACUACAUUGCCUUUGGACCCCAUGGCCCGCGCCGGCCCGCGCCUCCCGAUGAGGGCCGCAAGGUAUUCUUCAUUACGGCUGGCGUCAUUGGCGCCUCCCUUGCGCUCUUCGCCGUCAUCCGCAUGUUCGCCAACCCCGCGCGCCCGCGGACCAUGACCAAGGAGUGGCAGGAGGCCACCGAGGAGUACAUGAAGGCGCAAGGAACCGAGCCCAUCACCUUCAAGAAGGGCAUGAUGGUCCAGAGCAAGCCGGGCCCCAAGGACCAGUUCGACUAAGAGUCAAAGCGCAGAUGCAAAUGCAAGCAAUACCAUCAGCACGCCUAUAUUUCCUCUCCUUGGGUCAAUAUUUCCUUUGGUACUGUUUGUGUAUGCCGUUUCUCAUCAAGAUGGAAAGGGUCGCGGGCCCCGUGGGAGCAUCAACAUCUCGCUGCUUGGUCGGCCAUUGUCACAUUAGUCUCCAUGUACCAAAUAUCAAAGAGACCAUUUUCAUGUUUGCUCACUCGGCGCGCCUUUGCUUUCGUCUGAACAGGUUGGGUAUGUUGCUCACACUUGCUCUCUCAACAUGUCCAAUGAAUGCCC